GAUCAGUCACUGACAUGUCCAUGGUAUCAGAAUCCGACUGUGGUCUCUUCUACAGCCCACUGGAGGAGUCUCUCUGUGCCCAGAUUGUAGAGCCCAUUGUCAAGAGCCUCUCUGAUGCCACACACACUGUCCUGCACUAUUCCAAACUUGUCCUACCAGAUCUUCUCCUGCCCAACAUUGGCCAGGAGCUGCUCCAUCUGGCGCCUAGUGAGCCUUGCAGCCUGAAGGGGGCGCUCGUUGACCUGUGUGUGGAGCAGGGGGACCACAAGGUGAAUUUGGGGGACGACUGUGUAGUGUGGAGCAGAUAACCGUUGACCCUAACCUGGUUCCUACUUUCCAUCUCACCAUGGUGUUACGGCCAGUGGUGGGGGAGUUGUGGCCCAAGUUGCAGAGGCUCUUUAGGGCCCGGGGGAAUGGGUCCCCCCAGAGGCAGAGUGGGAGACACACACACACUCUCAGGCUCAGUACCAGGUUCAGAGCUAUCAAAAGAAAGCUGUAUAGUUCAGGAGAGCUGCUCAUUGAAGAGUGC
Messenger RNA from Coregonus sp. 'balchen', 529 nucleotides. NCBI's taxonomy places the organism in Eukaryota, Metazoa, Chordata, Actinopteri, Salmoniformes, Salmonidae. The record is from the annotation of a GenBank genome assembly.